Oncorhynchus tshawytscha (Chinook salmon) is the source of this 4684-nucleotide messenger RNA. Its product is annotated as zinc finger protein 501-like. Gene Ontology annotation, biological process: regulation of immune system process; negative regulation of transcription by RNA polymerase II; regulation of cytokine production. Lineage: Eukaryota; Metazoa; Chordata; Actinopteri; Salmoniformes; Salmonidae. The transcript has 5 exons. The coding region runs from base 529 to 2112 and encodes 527 amino acids. The record is from RefSeq and is a predicted model, not a curated record.
ACUCAAUGUCCCGGAGGAGGAGGAGUCGGUGGCACCAACCCCCUUCUCAUGCAACGGGGUAGGGCUAUUCCAAGGAUCCCGGAACGUACGGACGGUUGCACUGUGGUAGUGGGGAACAGGAAGUUCCGGACAGGCGCUCAACAUUCUUCAGAAUAAAGAAAGCGUGCAGUCUAGAAGAUAAUCAUUGUGUCCGUCUCUAUUUAUUACUACAGAAUGAAGAACGUGAUAACUACUUGACAAGUUCCAUAACUAGAGACUUGGUUUGUCUGAGUGGAUGUACAUACUUUUCUCAAAGUAAUUCUGCGUAAACGGGCUUCAGGCAGUGCGGGUGCAGCAGAGAGAGCCAAUUUGAUGGUUGCAGUACUGUUUUGAAGCUGAAAUAUUGGCCGACGUGAAUAAAGUCUGAGGCCGGUAACAUCAAGUGAGGACAAACCCAGCCUGAUCUCUCCUUCCACACUGAGUCCAAACCUACAGUCACUGGGUCCUGAUUGUGACAGUGGAGCCCAGUUUGCACUGCAGGAUCCAGAGAUGGCAUCAGUGAAGCUGGAUGACUGCAGUCAAACACUGGAGCUGAACGUCAACAUUAAAGAUGAAGAAGAGGAGGAGAAGAUUGGGACAUCUGUUUCUCAUGUGAGGACAAACCCAGCCUGCCUCUCUCCUUCCACACGGAGUCCAAACCUACAGUCACUGGGUCCUGAUUGUGACAGUGGAGCCCAGUUUGCACUGCAGGAUCCAGAGAUGGCAGCAGUGAAGCUGGAAGACUGCAGUCAAACACUGGAGCUGAACGUCAACAUUAAAGAUGAAGAAGAAGAGGAGGAGAUUGGGACAUCUGUUUAUGAUGGAGACCAUGUUGAGACAUUCUCUACAUCCAGAGAGCAGCUGGAAGAUCGCAGAGCUAAGAUGUCUCACCACUGCCCACAUUGUGAGGAGAUUGUGCCAUUUCUAUCAAAGCUAAAAAUACACCUAAAAAUACACACAGGAAAGAAUCUGUAUUCCUGCACUGACUGUGGGAAGAGCUUCACAACAUCAACUAAGCUAAAAGUUCAUCAGAGAACACACACGAGAGAGAAGCCUUAUUCCUGCUCUGACUGUGGGAAGAGUUUCUCCCGAUUGGAUAAUUUAAACACACAUGAACGUAUACAUACAGGAGAGAAGCCUUAUGUCUGCUCUGACUGUGGAAAAUGCUUUAAAACAACAGCUGAGCUAAAAGUUCAUCAGAGAACACACACAGGAGAGAAGCCUUACUUAUGCUCUGACUGUGGGAAGAGUUUCUCUCGUCUGGGCAACUUGAAACUACAUAAACGUGUACAUACAGGAGAGAAGCCUUACACCUGCUCUAAUUGUAUAAAAUGCUUCACAACAUCAACUGAUCUAAAAGUUCAUCAGAGAACACACACAGGAGAGAAGCCGUACUUAUGCUAUGACUGUGGGGCGAGUUUCUCUCGACUGGACCACAUAAAACUACAUGAACGUGUACAUACAGGAGAGAAGCCUUACAUCUGCUCUGACUGUGGAACAUGUUUUAAAACAACAGCUGAGCUAAAAGGUCACCAGAGAACACACACAGGAGAGAAACCUUACUCCUGCUCUGACUGUGGGAAGAGUUUCUCUCAACUGGGCCAGUUAAAAAUACAUGAACGUAAACAUACAGGACAGAAGCCUUACUCCUGCUUUUAUUGUGUAAAAUGCUUCACAACAUCAACUGAGCUAAAAGUUCAUCAGAGAACACACACAGGAGAGAAGCCUUACUCCUGCUCUGACUGUAGGAAGAGUUUCUCUCAACCGAGCCACUUAAAAAGACACCAAGGUAUACAUAAAGGAGAGAAGCCUUCCUACUGCUCUGACGACGGAAAAUAUUUGAAAUCAUCAGCGGAGCGAAAAGGUCAUCAGAGAUCACACACAAGAGAGAAACCUUACUUCUGCUCUUACUGUGGCAAGAGUUUCUCCCGAUUGGGAAAUGUGAAAAUACACCAACGGAUACACACUGGAGAGAAGCCUUAUCACUGCACUGACUGUGAGAAGAGAUUCUCUCAACAGAGCAAUUUAAAAAGACACCAAAGUAUACAUAAAGGAGAGAAACCUCAUCAGUUCUCUCAGACCAGCGAAGAUUAGACACUCCACUUAAUUAUCAUCUAAUAAAAUAAUUGGCAAUGUUGAAUUGGAUCAAAUGAAGAAAGCGUAGAGCACUUAAUCCUAUUUUUUCACUGUGAGAGAACAAUGCAGAGGAAAGGGAGUGUUAUAGAAUGUUAGCCUCUCUUUACUGAUCAGUGUGCACCUUGUCAGUUUUGGUGUGUUUUGUUAGCUUCUACUGUAAAGAUAUUGAGAUGAUCUUGGAUUUGCCCUUAGGGUUGAAUAUCCUCUGUGAGACGUCUCACAAUGGAGUCUGAUGGUUGACUGGAUGGUACUGCUUCCCUCUGCAGUUUUCUGUGAGAAUGAGCUGGUAGACAACAUGCACUGAGUGUACAAAACAUUAAGGACACCUGCUUUUUCCAUGACAGACUGACCAGGUGAACCCAGGUGAAAGCUAUCAUCCUUAAUGCUGUUUAUUUAUUAUGGAUCCCCAUUAGCUUUCAGCAGAAAACAAGAAACUGCAGUUGGAGUGGGCUAAGAAUUGAAAAGACUGGACACUGGAGGAUAUGAAAAUCUUUGCCUGGUCUGAUGAAUCCCUGUUCCUGCUGUUUCAUGCUGAUGGUAGGACUAGGGUAUGGAAAAAAACAUAAUUACAUGCAUUCAUGCUGUGUGUCAGCAUUGCAGGCUGGUGGUGGUUGUGUGAUGGUUUGUUUUCAUGGCACACAUUGGGCCUGUCAUGCCAAAUAAUGUCCCCCUCUACGUCACAAUGGGAUUCGAUAAUCUUAGCGUUUUUUUGCCUCCACUCACUUGGUGUCAUUAUCGUUUGUCAUCAGACACCAGCGGUUGCCAUUCCUGGAUUUCGUGAAGGGUCCGAUGAGGUCCACCCCGAACAUUUAAAAUGUUAGGUAACUUCUUUCUUACCCGUAUCUGUGUCAUACAGUAUGCAGUUUUCAUAUUUGUACGGAUACUGACACUAACAUUUGAUCAUAUUGAAGUCUGCUGUGGUCAAAUAAAGCAACCAUUUAAAAAAAAACUUAUCAAUGCAAAAUUUGAAUCGUGACACACUUACUGAUCAUGUGCCAAUGAUGAAAUAACUUUGAUGGGUUUCAACUCCUGCGCCAUAGUCUUCACCCUCUCAAACUUCUGGCAGGCUAGACAGGUACUGACCUAUAAGCACAAAAUUACAAAUUGAAACACUGUGCGCUCUAUGACAUUCAUCGAAAUCAUAAUAAUUUCAGAUAUAAAAGCAUGUGAUUUUUAACAAAAGGUUAUUUCACUUGCCCAGCUGUCCACAUCCUUGACAAUCCCACGCCAGAAGAAGCGUAGGUUGGUUUUGGCAAUCAUGCGCUUCACUCCAAAAUGUCCAGCAUGCAUCUCUGUCAGCAUGGCCUCCUUCUCCUCCUUAGUUAAAAUCACCCUCCUCUGUGGCUGGCUAUCCUUCCCCCGUAGAUACAUGUGUGUCAUGACUUUUGCUCCUGGGUGAGGAUCAGAGAGAGUCCCCCCUCCCCUCCCACCAGAGAGGAAGGGGUGGACGUUGGCUAGUUUUAUGACGGUCGUAAAUACCUUGCAGGAACUCUCUCUCGUACACUGCAGUAUGGAGAAGUCAAAAAUCCUUUGUGUAGAGAGAGACUGCCCCAAAACUUUAACAUCAAAAUGUUGGACAUUGAAACAAUAUUUAUAAUGUAAAUAAUGUGGGAAAUGGUCGGGAGGGACUUAAAGAACAAUCAUGUUAAAUCAAUUGUUGUUUUGUGAUAUCAUUGAAGACGUUAGAACGGAAACAUUGUAACUUUAAGAGCUUUCACAAUGUAUAUGUCAGAGUUACAUCUAAAUGUUGUAAAACAUAUGAUUAAAUUAAACUAUUUGUGAAAAGAUUAAAUGUGAUUUUAGCCUUCUAAAUGAGAUCAUGUUUUUUCAUAUAGACUUUUGCCAAGUCAGUAACCACGCCUACGUGAGCACAGACAUUGUGGCAACGUGAUGGAACCGCCCUCCAAGUUGAGUGCUUAAAAAGAUUUGCUUUAGAAUUAACAUGUUAGACCAGUACAUUGACAGGUUGCUACUGAUGUGUAAAAUGGUUUAAAACGACCAGAUCAGACAGUGUGGAGCUGUGACUACACGGCUGACAAAUGGUUUAAAACUACAUCAGACCAAGUAGGUGGACGGUAAGCCGGACGUCACGAAUGGUUAGACUCUACCAGAUCAGAAUACGUACAGCGCGAGCUGAAUAUGUUACAAAUGGUAAGACCUUCAAACUCUCGAGUUAAAAAGAAAGACUGCAUCGGAACAUUCAGUCUGCAGCUGUUUAAAGACUUUAGUCAAGUAAAUUCGACCGAGAACCAACUUGUGUACCUUUUUGAAGGAUCCAGUCUAACGAAGACGAGAGGGGAAGAACAUUUCCCUCUCACCACUGUGUGGUACUUGGAUGUAUCCAUUCUAACAAACACUUUCAGAACAAAGAAGCCUACUUCAACUACUAAGGACAUGGUGACCUCAGAGACUUUCUGUCUAACUAUUUGUCACAGACGGAUCGGGUGAUUUCAACAGAGAGUGACGACAAAGACAUACAAACGGAAAUGACCGUAUUAUUCAACUGUAUGUACGAUAGCUGAAUUCCUUU